This is a messenger RNA of Camelus dromedarius (Arabian camel), 1233 nucleotides long. RefSeq names its product PC-esterase domain-containing protein 1B. The record is from RefSeq and is a predicted model, not a curated record. The transcript has a single exon. NCBI's taxonomy places the organism in Eukaryota, Metazoa, Chordata, Mammalia, Artiodactyla, Camelidae. The coding region runs from base 1 to 1233 and encodes 410 amino acids.
AUGGCCCACCUGCGGGCUUGCGAAGUCCGGCAGCUGCUGCACAACAAGUUUGUGGUGGUCAUGGGGGACUCUGUCCAGAGGACCGUGUACAAGGACCUGGUGCUCCUGCUGCAGAAGGACUGCCUGCUCUCUCCCAGACAGCUGAAGGCCAAGGGCGAGCUGAGCUUCGAGCAGGACGUGCUGCUGGAGGGCGGCAGGUGGGAAGGCUUGCACCGCGGCACCCACUACCGCGAGGUCCGCCAGUUCCGUUCGGGCCACCACCUGGUGCGUUUCUACUUCCUCACGCGCGCGUACUCCCCGUACGUCGAGGACGUCCUGGAAGACCUGCGGCGCGGCGAGCACGCCCCGGACGUCGUGGUCAUGAACUCCUGCCUCUGGGACCUCUCCAGGUACGGCCCUGACUUCCGGAGGAGCUACCGGGAGGACUUGGAGAGCCUUUUCGGACACCUGGGCCAGGUGCUGCCCGAGUCCUGCCUCCUGGUGUGGAACACCGCCAUGCCGGUGGCCGAGAUGGUCUCCGGGAGCUUCCUCCCGCCAGACCGCCCGUCCCGCUGCGUGCGCCUGCGAGAAGACGUGAUGGAGGCCAACUUCUACAGCUCGACUGAGGCCAGCAGGCAUGGCUUCGACGUGCUGGACCUCCAUUUCCACUUCCGGCACGCUGGGCAGCACCGGCAUCGAGAUGGUGUGCACUGGGACGAGCGCGCGCACCGCCACCUCUCUCAGCUGCUGCUGGCGCACGUGGCUGACGCCUGGGGCGUGUACCUCCCCUUCCGCGACCCUGUGGGCAGGUGGAUCAGGGAUGGCCCUGCCAGAGGACACUCAGGCCCGGUAAGCCAGAGACAGCCCCGUGACAGCAGAGGUGACCCAGGUGAACAGUCCUUUUCCUGGUUCCCACCCACGUCUUCGUGCUCCCAUUCCCUACGGAGACCUGUGCCCUUUCCCCAGGCUCGACAUCCGUUCCCACCCUACUCCCAAGGUGCCCGUGUGCCCUCCUACCCAACUUCACAGCGCGGGUUCUCCAGUGAUUCUUCAAGGCGCCGGCUUGAAUAUGCUGGCGAAGCCGACUUGAUUGGCCGUGAGGCGCGUCCGGGCCCCAUCCGCAGAGCCUCUACCCAACAUCGGAGCAGAGCAUCACCUCCCUACCCUCCCCGGCAUUCUGACGAGCCACAAAGGUGCCAGCGAAGGCGAACAAACAGACGGCCCCGAGCACAGCCAGAGGCAAGGCCUCAGUAG